CUUUUCCUAAUACUUAUAAUCAGAAAAAGUGUGCGUGGAAAAUAGAAAGAUCGCUCCUUUCUUCUCUGUUCCUUCCUUCCAUCACUCGGCUUCUCUCUGCACAUCACUGCUACCCCCAAGUACGUGAUUAGGGUUUGAGGGUUAGGGUUUGUCGGCGGAUUCACAGCUCGACUAAGAAGACAGAUGAAAUUCUCAAUGGCCUUGAACAUUUUCAGAAAGAAGACAUCCCCAAAAGAUGCUCUUCGCACCAGCAAGAGGGAAAUGUCUGUUGCUACACGAGAUAAGGAACAAUUUGCAUUGCCUCCAUGUUACUUGCUUUGUUCCCAUGUCGCUGCAGGUAUCGAACGUGAGAUUUCAUCUCUUCAAAUGGAGGAGAAGAGGCUAGUUGCAGAGAUAAAGAAAACAGCUAAGACGGGAAACGAGGCGGCCACCAAGAUUUUAGCUCGUCAACUUGUUCGUCUGAGGCAACAGAUUACCAACUUGCAGGGAAGCCGAGCUCAAGUUAGAGGUGUAGCGACUCAUACGCAGGCUCUGUAUGCCAGCACCUCGAUUUCAUCUGGUAUGAAGGGUGCAACCAAGGCAAUGGUUGCCAUGAACAAGCAAAUGGCGCCCAUAAAACAAGCCAAAGUGAUCAAGGAAUUCCAGAAGCAGUCUGCACAACUGGACAUGACGAUAGAGAUGAUGUCGGAAGCUAUUGAUGAAACGCUGGACAAAGAUGAGGCUGAAGAGGAAACAGAAGAGCUUACUAACCAGGUGCUCGAUGAGAUUGGUGUCCGUGUUGCAUCUCAGUUAACUUCAGCUCCAAAGGGCCGUAUCACACCAAAAACCGCUGCUCCCACCAGUGCUAAUAACAACAGCUCUGAAUCCACGGAGAUCGAGGAACUGGAGAGGAAGUUGGCAUCGCUGCGACGAAUCUGAGAAAUGAUACAUGAACUUUGGCAGGGCAUUUUUCAAGAGAAAAGAAGCUUCCUUUUAUAUGUAAAUCUACUGAAAUGAACACUGAAUAGAUGAACAAGAAGAUAUACUACCAUUGACAUUUUGAUUC
Messenger RNA from Tarenaya hassleriana, 1045 nucleotides. Its product is annotated as vacuolar protein sorting-associated protein 2 homolog 2. The coding region runs from base 184 to 918 and encodes 244 amino acids. The transcript is spliced from 11 exons. The record is from RefSeq and is a predicted model, not a curated record. Gene Ontology annotation, cellular component: multivesicular body; ESCRT III complex. Gene Ontology annotation, biological process: protein transport; endosome transport via multivesicular body sorting pathway; late endosome to vacuole transport. Lineage: Eukaryota; Viridiplantae; Streptophyta; Magnoliopsida; Brassicales; Cleomaceae.